AUGGCUGAUGAUCAGACCUUGGCAGCGGUCGCUGCCAUCGUCAAAAACUUGGCCGUCGCAUCGAACGAUUCCUGUCCUGUUCCCAUCGGCACCAACUCAGAUAUAAAUCUCCCAGGCCCUGAUACCGCUGCUAAGGAAGAACUGGAACGAGAGCUUUCGGCCCUUAUCGUUCGGGUUCAACAACUCGAAGCCAAGGCUAGUGCUGCAAAUGCUCCAAACUAUCCUGAUACUCCGAAUGAGACGGCUGGUUCUCCGUUCGAUGAGGAUUCGAGGUCGGCGAUCCGAACAAAGUUCCCAACUAGCCGGAAUGGGUUCACAGACGAUCGUAUCAUCAAGGCCAUUCCACUUACGGAUGAAGCCCUAGAGGGAUUACAGGAACACAUCAAUGAUCAAUCCAAAUUACUCGACAAUCAACGCCAAGAGUUGACCAAUGUGAAUGCUCAACUGGUGGAACAAAGAAAAUUGCAAGAACGGGCACUCCAGAUGAUUGAAAAGGAACGCGUGGCAACACUAGAGAGAGAGCUGUGGAAACACCAGAAGGCCAAUGAAGCUUUCCAGAAGGCCCUCCGCGAAAUUGGCGAAAUCGUCACUGCUGUCGCGCGAGGUGACCUUAGCAAGAAAGUGAGAAUGAAUUCCGUCGAAAUGGACCCGGAAAUUACUACUUUCAAGAGGACCAUCAACACUAUGAUGGACCAGCUGCAGGUAUUCGCUAGUGAGGUAUCUCGUGUUGCUCGUGAAGUAGGCACCGAUGGGAUUCUUGGCGGCCAAGCUAAGAUUGAAGGCGUAGACGGUACUUGGAAAGAACUUACUGACAAUGUCAACGUGAUGGCGCAGAACUUGACCGAUCAAGUGCGCGAAAUUGCCUCUGUAACGACUGCUGUCGCUCAUGGUGAUUUAACGAAGAAAAUUGAGAGACCUGCUAAGGGCGAAAUCCUCCAACUUCAACAAACAAUCAACACUAUGGUAGGACAAUUGCGCACGUUCGCAUCAGAAGUAACACGAGUCGCGCGUGAUGUCGGCACUGAGGGUAUGUUGGGUGGCCAAGCAGAUGUCAUGGGUGUCCAAGGCAUGUGGAACGAGUUGACGGUUAACGUGAAUGCUAUGGCAAACAACCUCACAACCCAAGUCCGCGACAUUGCAAAAGUCACUACGGCAGUUGCUAAAGGUGAUUUGACGCAAAAGGUACAAGCUGAGUGCAAAGGCGAAAUCUUCGAGCUCAAAUCAACCAUCAAUUCUAUGGUUGAACAACUACAACAGUUUGCGCGAGAGGUUAGCAAGAUUGCCCGAGAAGUAGGUACAGAAGGACGCUUGGGUGGGCAAGCUUCUGUCAAUGAUGUCCAAGGCACAUGGCGAGAUCUGACGGAUAACGUCAAUGGUAUGGCUAUGAAUUUGACGACCCAAGUCAGAGAGAUAUCUAGGGUUACUGCAGCCGUCGCCCGUGGAGACCUGACUAAGAAGAUCGGUGUCGAAGUCAGAGGCGAGAUCUUAGAACUUAAGCUCACUAUAAACUCCAUGGUCGACCGACUCGGAACCUUUGCCUUUGAAGUGAGCAAGGUUGCCCGAGAGGUCGGCACGGAUGGAACUCUGGGUGGCCAAGCUCGGGUUGAUGGAGUCGAGGGGAAAUGGAGAGAUCUCACUGAGAAUGUUAACACAAUGGCCUUGAACUUGACUUCACAAGUACGAGGUAUCUCGACAGUCACCCAAGCCAUUGCCGAUGGCAACAUGAGCCAGAAGAUCGACGUCCAAGCCAAAGGUGAAAUUCUCGUUCUAAAAGAGACCAUAAACAACAUGGUUGACCGCCUCUCCGUAUUCUGUAAUGAAGUACAGCGAGUAGCUAGGGACGUGGGUGUAGAUGGUAAGAUGGGCGGUCAAGCCGAUGUUGGUGGCUUGAAGGGACGAUGGAAAGAAAUUACCGCAGACGUCAACACUAUGGCGACUAAUUUGACUACCCAGGUUCGCGCUUUUGGGGACAUCACCAAUGCAGCUACUGACGGUAAUUUCACGAAGCUUGUCGACGUAGAGGCUUCUGGCGAAAUGGAUGAACUAAAACGCAAGAUCAAUCAAAUGGUUUACAACCUGCGAGACAGUAUCCAGAGGAAUACCCAAGCACGAGAGGCAGCCGAGCAAGCGAAUAAGACAAAGUCUGAAUUUUUAGCUAACAUGUCACAUGAAAUCCGUACACCCAUGAACGGUAUUAUUGGAAUGACACAACUAACUCUCGACACCGAUUUGACACAGUACCAACGGGAGAUGCUGAACAUUGUCAAUCAGCUCGCCAACAGUUUAUUGACUAUUAUUGACGAUAUCCUGGACUUAUCUAAGAUCGAGGCUCGCAGAAUGGUUAUAGAGGAGAUUCCGUACACGCUACGAGGAACCGUCUUUGGCGCUCUGAAAACACUGGCGGUCAAAGCGAACGAAAAGUUCCUAGACCUUACGUACCGAGUCGAUAGCUCUGUUCCCGACUAUGUUGUGGGAGACUCAUUUCGCCUACGACAGAUCAUCCUAAAUCUGGUAGGAAAUGCUAUCAAGUUCACUGAGCACGGCGAAGUAAGCUUGACUAUCCAAGAAUCCAAGGGCCUGCAACCGAAGAAUCCAAACGAAUAUGCCAUCGAGUUCAUCGUGUCAGAUACUGGUAUAGGAAUACCGCAAGACAAGCUUGACCUGAUCUUCGAUACCUUCCAACAAGCUGAUGGAUCAAUGACGCGCAAGUUCGGUGGUACUGGACUCGGGUUAUCUAUCUCGAAGAGGCUGGUGACCCUCAUGGGAGGUGACCUCUGGGUGAGGAGCGAGUUUGGUAAGGGGAGCAAAUUUUUCUUCACCUGUGUUGUGAAACUGGCUGGCGGCGGACUCGGAUCCAUUGAGAAGAUGCUUAAGCCGUACAAGGGGCACCAGGUGCUUUUCAUUGACAAAGGAUUGUCGGGGUAUGGGAAAGAAAUUUCCGUUAUGCUGCGAAGAUUGGGCCUCGUACCUGUGGUUGUUAAUCAAGAAAAGAACCCGGCCACAACAGGCUCUGAUAACCCGCCAUACGACGUGAUCAUAGUGGAAUCUAUCGAAACGGCCCGGAAGCUGCGCUCUAUUGAGGACUUCAGAUACCUUCCCAUCGUGCUCCUUGCACCUAUUGUCCAUAUUACCUUGAAAUCUUGUCUCGACCUUGGUAUCACGUCCUACAUGACGACACCAUGCGAGCCAAUUGACCUUGGAAAUGGCAUGGUUCCGGCUCUUGAGAACCGUGCGACUCCAUCAUUCUCUGACAAUACCCGGUCAUUCGAAAUUCUACUUGCCGAAGAUAAUCGCGUUAAUCAGCGUUUGGCAGUCAAAAUUCUCGAGAAGUACCACCACGUGGUAACUGUUGUUGGGAACGGCUUGGAAGCCGUUGAAGCUGUACAAAGAAAGAAGUUUGAUGUUAUAUUGAUGGAUGUUCAAAUGCCCAUUAUGGGCGGUUUCGAAGCGACUGGCAAGAUUCGCGACUAUGAGCGAAGCGCUGGGGCUCAGCGAACCCCAAUCAUUGCCCUCACUGCCCACGCUAUGAUGGGAGAUCGAGAGCGAUGCAUUCAAGCUCAGAUGGACGAGUAUCUGUCAAAACCUCUGCAGCAAAAUCACUUGAUACAGACCAUUCUCAAAUGUGCAACCCUUGGGGGCGCGUUGCUCGAGAAGAAUCGGGAAAGAGAGCUUUCCUCUCAUAGCAAAAUCAAUGGUGACCAGAAGUCGCCUCACAUUGCGCGACCCACUCUAGAGGCUCGUGCCAUGACAGCUACUGCUCCUGGAUCAAGCCCAUCCCUGGUGGCUUCAAGCCAGGGUGACCCGUUGCAAAGGGCACGUUCAACCCUCUCUGAACCACCUAGUUGA
Molecule: messenger RNA, 3846 nt
Organism: Xylaria bambusicola
Lineage: Eukaryota; Fungi; Ascomycota; Sordariomycetes; Xylariales; Xylariaceae
Product: putative histidine kinase group protein
Exons: 5
Coding region: 1-3846 (1281 amino acids)
Biological process (GO): phosphorylation; cellular hyperosmotic response; phosphorelay signal transduction system
Cellular component (GO): membrane
Molecular function (GO): phosphorelay sensor kinase activity
Source: RefSeq, a predicted model, not a curated record